UCUGCAUGAAUGAGACAGAAAGUUUUGGUGUAGGCGUCUUGGAUCCAGCCCAACUGUUGUGCUAAUAUAAGACUGUGCUUGUAUCAGCAGGAUACAGCUUUUUUCAGGACGCUUGGAGAGAGACGAUGGGACAGAAACUGAUGGGACACACUGGGGCUGUCUGCGGGGAUGCUGUGGUAGAUAUGAGCCCAGACAAGUCAGUGCUCAUCCUCCUAAAACACUGCCAGGACAUGAAGCAACAGGAGACAAGACUCAGGUUCAUCACUCUGUUCCUGUUGCUUGGCUGUACAGCACUUUUCAUUUUUACCAUCUGUGCUGAUUUACGACAGCAUGGAAGCUCUGGAUUCAGUGGACAGGGGAACCCAGCUGAGCACAGUCUAGCCUACUCCAAGCAAGAGUGCAGUCACACAAAAGCUGCUCAAAAUGAAUUCCAAAGUGUGCGCAAUGAUCUUAGGUCAGUGUUUGAAAACAAUGUGGAUAAUAAAACGUACAUGAAAUGGCAGCCUGUGAUUGGUGAAAACUACAGCGAGAAGGAACGGGCCAUUGUGAUUCCUGUGACGGGCUUCUACUUUGUCUAUGCACACUUUGCUUUAAGAUGCCACGAUAAGGAUGAAGGUUUCAAGAGGUUCUCUGUCCAGCUGCACAGACGGCCUUUUGGAUACAAUGACAAUGUCUCCCUGACAGAUUUCCGAGAUGCUAUCAAGUGUUCUUCAGAACCAUACCGGAAUAUCUUUGUUGGACAGCUUUUUGAAUUGGAGAGAGAAGAUCAGGUGAAAGUGUGGCUCCGCGAAGGCUACAAACUGAUUGCAUCAUCAUCAUUUGGUAUUUUUCGCAUAUAGAAAAAAAUACUUCUGUGUGAUCAUUGUUUUAGUCUCAGUUUUUAAUGUUUUUUUUAAUGAAAACAUUAUUUGGUGUUAUUUAAGCUUUAUAUGUUUUAAAAUGUUUUCUGUAAUUUAUUCUGUUAAUUACACUAUAUAUUAUUUGCAUAAUAUAAACAGAGGAGUGCCAUGUUUGAGUCAGACAUGUAUUUCAGAUAUAGUCAUAUAGACUGUACUGGAGGAGUGGACAAUAUCUGUAAAAAGAUACUCAUUUGCUGUUUUGACGAUGGCAUUGGAGAGGCAACUGGCAAAAAUACUCACCAUGUGGCUUCUUUUAUUUAUCACUUAUAUGAAUGUAAAGUAUUUACUAUAUACAAUGUAGAUAACAUUGUCUCGACUGCAUUAAAGCAUCUCUAUUGCCUUUA
Messenger RNA from Acanthochromis polyacanthus (spiny chromis), 1243 nucleotides. RefSeq lists its product as uncharacterized. Gene Ontology annotation, biological process: immune response. Bases 126 to 839 code for a protein of 237 amino acids. The transcript has 4 exons. Gene Ontology annotation, molecular function: tumor necrosis factor receptor binding. Lineage: Eukaryota; Metazoa; Chordata; Actinopteri; Pomacentridae. The record is from RefSeq and is a predicted model, not a curated record. Gene Ontology annotation, cellular component: membrane.